Molecule: messenger RNA, 4453 nt
Organism: Pipra filicauda (Wire-tailed manakin)
Lineage: Eukaryota; Metazoa; Chordata; Aves; Passeriformes; Pipridae
Exons: 1
Coding region: 867-2030 (387 amino acids)
Source: RefSeq, a predicted model, not a curated record
UGUGGCGCCGUAUCUUUGAGAGAUCAGGAAUUCACAGGGUGAGAAGACACCGAACUGCUUAUUUUGGCUUUGCUUUGCAAUAUUUAUUGCCGAUACCCGAAUGGUUUUUGUUGCGAGGACUUGGCUCCUCCUCGUCGUUCCCGAGUGACCAAAGCACCCUCUGGCUCCAUUUCCCUGGGGAUUGCUCGUUUUUCUGGCUUCGGAGAGCAAACAAAAAAAACUGGGAAAGGAGCUUGGUGUCCUGCUCAGAGGGGGAGUGCAGGUUACCCCGAGCUCGUGGGGACGGCGUGCGAGUCGGAGCUUUCUGAAGGCGAGGAGUCGGCGUUGGGAGCACGGUGAAAAUUGAAAGCAUAACUGUGCUAUAUUUAUUCCCGCUCUGCCACGGCAGCCUGGGGCUGGAAGGCCCCAAAAUGGGACUGUGGAAAGGAGCUCCCUGAAACUUUUAGCCCAAAAGGGGAGCGUUUUCCUCGCGGCGAAGCUUUUGCGCCCCGCGGACGCGGUUUCGAUUUACAGCCGCGCCGAGCACGCUGAUGGAAAAGGAGCAGCUGGGAAGGUGCCAUUUCAGGCUCUUGCUGGCAUUAAAAAAAAAAAAGAAAAGGAAAAAACAAACCCCCCCACACACUGGAGAGGGGGAACCGGGCCACGUGACCGGCGCCAUCCUACCCUAUGUCACCGUGUGUCGGAGCGCUGCCUGCUCCUGCCCAAUCAUGCCUGGAAUGCCGCUUGCCACUUGGGCUAUUUCUGCUAUCUGUCGCUGCCAGGGCUGCAGUGCUAACCGGUUGGCAGAUGGGACGCUUUUCCCCCGAGCCGAUGCCUCUGGUUUUUGACUCCUGGCCGUUCUCCCUCUCCGCUCUCCGUGUCGAACCAUGGCCCACCGGCUGCGGUUUCAUUUUGGCUCCGGGCGAAGCCACACGGCCCCCGAGUCGGAGAUCCUGGAGCGGGAGCGGGAAGACGACUUUUUCCUGGCGUUCCACACGCUGCCGAGGCGGAGCGGCCCUCACGCCUGCUCCCGGCGCGGCGCGGCCGGCGACCUGAAGAGGAGCACGUCCAUGUUCAUCCCGCAGCUGCUGGCCGGCGCCGAGGCGCGGCCCACGCGCAGCUCCUCCGUGCAGAUCUCGCUGCAGCGCAAAGGCGCCGACGGCGAGGGCGAGGAGGCCGGGCCCUGCCAGCCCUCGGCCCUCGGGGAGCGCUGCUGCGCCGCCCCUCCGGAGAACCGCCCCGCCGCCCCGGGCAGCCCCCACAGCUCUGCCCCCGGGUCGGGGCAGCGGGCAAAUGGAACCGUUUGCUGCAAUCGCCGGGUGUUUUGUGCCGUCCCCUCCAACAGCCAGAGCAAGGAGGCUCCGGCCGCCGCCCGGCGAGAGGAGGCGAACGAGGCGCCGUCGGGUCUGAACAUCAGCGGGGUGAGGAUCCAGCAUCGGGCUUCCAGCGCAGAUGUGCCUCAAGUGACUCUGCUUCCCUUGGGUUCGGAGGCUCCGGGUAACGCCGCCCCCCCCGAACCCCGGCGCUGGUCCUUGCAGCACGUGCCGGAUCCGUCGGCGAGUUCGGGGAAAAAGUUCUUUGUCCUCCAGUUACAGCAGCCGCAGGCGAGCGGAGCAGGCGCCGGGGGCGGAGGGAACUUCGGGUUUACCGGGACAAAGGGGGACAGAUUGGUCAGGUACCCUCGGAUACGGCUGGAAAGGAGCACUUCCUACCCCGUCCAGCCGCCGGCAGAAGGAAUCGGCCCCCCGGCCGACGGGCCGGGCUCGGAGCCGCCUGGGAACGGCAGGAGCAGGUCAGAAGUAUCGGGGAGCGACUCGGUCGAGCGGAUUCCUCAAGGGCAGGGCUGCUUGUUUAAAAUCAGACCGGAGCAAAAGACGAGGCAGCAGCACUUCAGGAUCCUUGUCACCCGCGGGCCCGACGAGCAGAGUCAGGGGGUCGGCACGGACGGUCCCGGCGCCGCGGUAAGUCCCGGGUGUGCCGUGCCCGGCAGAGCCUGUGCUGGAACGUUCUGCCUUUGUCAGGACCGAGCCCCGAAUGGUCUCUGUUUCUGAUCUAACACAACUUUGCUCUCAGCCGUGGUUCCAUCCAGCGCGGUAUUUUCGGGUCCCGCCGUCACACGUUUCUCGGCUCAGCGUUACGUCAGCCGGAAAGAUUGUUAAAAAUCAAACGGCAAAUUGUGUGUUUGUGUUGAGUUGGCCGAGGCCCUCGCGCGCCCUGGUUUGAAAAACAAAUCUUUUGGCACCCUUCCGAGCGUCGUGUGUGCACGCGUGUACCUCCCCACGCUUUUCAAACACGGAUUGUAGCGCAACAGCAGCCAAGACCACGGGAAUCUGAGGAGAAUUCCAGCUGAAAUACUGACAGGGAGCUGGGUGAAAAAUUAGUCUCUGCGGCAGUCAUUUGAUUUUUCUCCUUCUGGAAACGAAACCGGCUCGUCCUGGUUUUGUGUGCCCCAAGUCCGGGUGGCUUGGUUGUUGAAACCCAGCCCAGAGGCAGCUGCUCCUGCAGCAGGGCCAGGGAUGACUCUGCAGCUCCCGUGACCUUCUUUUGAGCUCUUGGGUGGGCGCUGUGAGGGGAAAACCACGGAGGGUCCCUCAGCUUUGCUUUCCAAAGAGCGAAAUCAAACCCCCGUAAACUAAAGCAGAGCGGUGCAGGUUUGGUGAGGGAGCAGUUCUGGUUCAGGAGCGUGCCGUGUCUUUCCUGGCAGCCAAAAUCAGCUGCUCGCGGAGAACCACCCGCAGAAGUGAGUCUGGAGGAUCUGUGCUGCUGCUUGGGCCGUGCCUGAAAUACCUGCUCUCUCCAGCCCAGGGGAGAAGUUGUUUGCAGCAAAAAAAAAGCCCCUAAUUGUGGUGGUGCAGGGGGUUUGUGUGGGGGGGGGGCUGUGAGCAGCAGCUGCUGCGGCCGGAUUUGGAUUUAUCCCGCAGCAAACAUCCCAGUCCUGCUGCUCCCGGGGCCCGGCACCUUCCAAAGGGCUGCUCUGGGAGAGGGAAAGGCAGGAUGUGUUUCAUUAGCAGCCAGGGUGAAAAUAUUGAGUAAAACUAUUGCGUCUGAUUGUGAAACGUUGGAUUUGCGGGUCUCUUGGCCUGGUUGUCGCUGGGGGCCGGUGGGAAACUGGGAAACACUUGAGAAAUGCCACGUUGGACAACUGGUGGGGAGGGCUGACAAAGGCAGCUUUGUUGGGAGCAGAGCACAACGUGUGCCCUAAGAAAACGGUGCGGGAGCGGGAGGGAAUUAUAAUUCAGCUCCCGAGCAGGAACGGCACCUCUGGCUCUGGAAGCCUGCGUUUCUCCCGGCUCAGCUCUUCUCUGCUUCCUCAGAAAUGGUGCAAAUCCCGAAUUAGCCACGCUCCAGAGACACCAGAGGCACAAAGCAACAAGGGCAAGCUCAGAUGAGGGGCAGGGAACCUUCCUCUGGGGGUCAUUUUUAUCCCCCGGAGCUGGUAACAAAGGCAGAGCUCUUGGCUGGAGUCCUUCUCCAAAAUUAGUAAUUAGCCCCUGAUAAUUACAUGAGGAAAAAUAUUUACUCUUUGUCAGAAUCCCAGAAUAAUAAUAUAAUAAUGCAUUAUUAUAUUAUUAUAAUAAUAAUAUAAUAAUGCAUUAUUUUCUGGAGGGGGUGGAUACUUUCUUAGCCCUUGCCUUCCACUCCCCCUUUUUCUUGGUUUCAGCGACCCCUUCAGCAUAAAAAUCCUAUUUUUCUGCUUUAGGACAUGAACUGAUGCAUUGGAUUCAAGAUUAUUGCAUUUUUGUUUCGAGAGGGUUUUUUUGGCGACAAUUCCUUCCUUUCUCACAGGACAAGGGGCAGAAGCUUUGGCAGUGCAAGAGAAGUAAUUUAGGAUUGGAAUUAAUUGCUGUUUAAUUGCUUAAUCCCUUUAAGAAAGGAUCCGGUUGUGGUUGUCCCCGUGUGCCAGGAAAGGGACUUUUAUUUGGAUUUAUGGCUCGGUUUUGGCAGGGCUUGGGGCAGCAAUUAAAAAUGCCACCUUUUAAAGAACAGGUGCAAUGAGCAGGAGUUGAGGUUUUGUCACCCAAAACUGGGAAAAGAACGAUUUCAGGCAUUGCCACAGGAGCGCCCUUCGAAUGCAGGUCUUGCCAAGUGAGAUUUUUCAGUUCCUUUUGUGAAUUCUGGGGACUUGAAUUUUCCCUCUUCCUUUUCUUCUAAAGUGAAACCCAGGUUUAAUUUCAACUUCCUGUAAAUCAAGUUCAAAACUGAAUCGAUGGGAGCACUUUUGGUGCGACGCUACCCCGUAAAAUCUGAAUUUUUAAUGUUAAACUUGACGCUCUGCUAUGGGAAAUAUGUAAACUUGGCCGCCCGCGCUUCCUGGAAUUCCCUGGCCAUAAAUAGGGAGCAGGUUAUUUGGGAAUCACCAGCACUGAGCGUCUCAGAGAUGAGUUACAACAACAUAAAGGGGUGGGAGCCAUUGUUUGCUGAACAAACCUCCUCAGGGUUUUUUUGCUGUUUAUGGGGGUUUUUAUUUUGCUUU